Vigna angularis (adzuki bean) is the source of this 1606-nucleotide messenger RNA. RefSeq lists its product as uncharacterized. The record is from RefSeq and is a predicted model, not a curated record. Bases 173 to 1111 code for a protein of 312 amino acids. The transcript has 5 exons. Gene Ontology annotation, molecular function: hydrolase activity. NCBI's taxonomy places the organism in Eukaryota, Viridiplantae, Streptophyta, Magnoliopsida, Fabales, Fabaceae.
UUCUUUAGGAUUGGUGGUUGCAGUGUUCUUAUCAUAAUAGUAAGAGAAUAAGACCAAAUUCCAUUCACCUAUAUAAAUAUUUUACAGUAAACGUAAACUUGCAAGAGAAGAAACCUCAGAAUAGCAGACACUCUUUCUGUGACAAGAGUCGAGUUUCUCUCCGCUUUCACUGAUGGAUCGAAUCCAGCACAAGUUCGUGAAGGUUGGUGAUGCUCUCAAUCUCCACGUCGCAGAAAUCGGAAGUGGUGAAAACGCCGUCGUAUUCUUGUACGGUUUCCCUGAGAUAUGGUACUCGUGGCGGCACCAGAUGAUAGCCCUUGCCGAUGCUGGAUUCAGAGCCAUCGCCUUCGAUUACAGAGGCUAUGGUCUCUCCGAUCCUCCACCUCAACUCGAGAAGGCUUCCUGGUCCGAUAUUCACAACGACGUCCUUCAUAUUCUUCAAGCUCUUCAUCUUCCAAAGGUGUUUCUUGUUGGAAAAGAUUUUGGAGCUCGUCCUGCACAUCUAUUUUCAGUUCUACACCCUGAAAGGGUCUUGGGAGUUGUUACAUUGGGAGUUCCAUUUGUUCCCCCAGGACCCUCUCUCUUUCACAAAGUCCUUCCUGAAGGCUUCUACAUUUUUAGAUGGGAGGAACCCGGAAGGGCAGAAGCUGAUUUUGGACGCUUUGAUAUAAAGACUGUUGUGCGUAACAUUUACAUCCUCUUCUCCAGAAGUGAAAUACCAAUAGCUAAUGAAAAGCAGGAGAUCAUGGAUCUGGUAGAACCUGAUACUCCUCUUCCCUUAUGGUUCACUGAGGAAGAUCUUGCAACGUACGGCGCCUUGUAUGAGAAAUCUGGAUUCAAAAAUGCAUUGCAGGUUCCAUAUAGGUCAUUUGAUAAAGUGUUUAACUUACAAGAUAGCGUGGUUAGAGUUCCCGCACUUUUUAUAUUGGGUGAGAAGGAUUAUUUUCUGAAGUUUCCUGGGAUUGAGGAUUUAACAAAGGGUGAAAAAGCAAGAGAGCAUGUUCCCAAUCUGGAAGUGACAUUUAUACCUGAGGGGACUCAUUUUGUUCAAGAACAGUUUCCUGAGCAGGUGAAUCGACUUAUUCUGGAUUUCCUUACCAAGCACACUUAGUCAAAAGGCAGGACUUUCUUCAUGAAUGGUGUAAGAAGAACUUUUCUAUGAUUUUGUUACUUUAUUUUUUAUUUUAGUAAAAUAUUAAUUUGUUACUUUAUUUUUUAUUUUAGGUUUAAUAGGUUCGGAGGUCCCUAUAUUUGUGGGUUCAUUUCAAUUGGAUCCUCUAAUUUUGGAAGUGAUCAAUUGAGUCCCUAAUUUGGUCAAUUUGAUUCAAUAAUAGCAUUUUCGUUAAAUAUAAAUGGCAUUCAGGUGGCACCAUUUGAGCUGUAUAGAUGAAUUUUUAACAUUUUUAAUUGUUAAAUAUAUUAAUAAAUGAAAAUAUAAUUAAAAAUUAUUAAAAAUAUUAAAUUAGACCGGUGGUGAGGACCCAAUUGAUCACUUCCAAAAUUGAAGGACCCAAUUGAAACGAAUCCGCACACUUCCCAACCUAUUAAACCUUUAUUUUAUUUGACAUGUGAUUUUGUUUGGUAAAUAAACUUAUUUUCUUACUUA